AUGGACUACGAUCCGAUGGUGAUGGACGCGGAGGCCAUGGGGCCCUCCGUAAAGAUCACAGAGGCAGGAGCACAGCAUGUCGAUUUCGAAUUACAGAAUGUCGACCUCGCCUUCGCAAACUCUCUGCGCCGAGUCGUGCUCGCCGAGGUGCCUACCAUGGCCGUCGACCUGGUCGAGGUGGAAGCCAACACCUCAGUCCUGGCAGAUGAGUUCAUCGCCCAUCGUCUGGGUCUCAUCCCCUUGAAUUCGAAGAAUGUCGAUGAUGUGUCGUACUCGCGGGACUGCGAUAACUGCGAUAACUACUGCGAUCAGUGCAGUGUGACGCUUACCCUCCACGCUCGGUGCACUGGUGAUGAAAUCAUGAAGGUCUAUGCGAGAGAUUUGGUGGUGGAUCAAGGACGUCCAAAUCAAUGGGUGGGGAAUCCUGUGAUUACGGACGUAGAUGGAUUGGGCACGAUUAUCUGCAAAUUGCGAAAGGAUCAAGAACUGCGGAUGAAGUGCAUUGCGAAGAAGGGCAUUGCGAAGGAGCACGCUAAAUGGGCACCUGUCGCCGCAGUUGGCUUCGAGUACGAUCCUCACAAUAAGCUAAAGCACACGGAUCUUUGGUACGAGACGGAUGCGGAGAAGGAAUGGCCAAAGAGCAAGUAUGCCGAGUGGGAAGAGCCGCCCCAGGAAGGAGAGCCCUUCGAUUACGACGCCGCUCCCGACAGAUUCUACUUCGAGCUGGAAACCGUCGGAAAUCUAGAUCCGGACGCGGUCGUCCAGCAGGGCAUUAAAGUCCUCCAACAGAAGCUAGCGGCUGUGAUUCAGGAUCUGACAGAGGGCGAAGGCGGCGCCAACGGUGAUGCCUAUGGCGGUGCACCUCGCAGCCCGGAUGUUGGCAUGAAUGGUGGGAACUGGCAGGAUCAGGGCUAUACUACGCCUUUCGGUAGUGGAAAUGCCAGCGCAUGGGGAGGCGGAGCCACGACGCCUUUUGGAGCAACGCCAUAUGGGCAAAACGGCUCUGGAUGGAGCUGA
This is a messenger RNA of Venustampulla echinocandica, 1017 nucleotides long. RefSeq lists its product as uncharacterized. Lineage: Eukaryota; Fungi; Ascomycota; Leotiomycetes; Helotiales; Pleuroascaceae. The transcript has 3 exons. Gene Ontology annotation, biological process: DNA-templated transcription. Gene Ontology annotation, molecular function: protein dimerization activity; DNA binding; DNA-directed RNA polymerase activity. Bases 1 to 1017 code for a protein of 338 amino acids. Gene Ontology annotation, cellular component: RNA polymerase II, core complex. The record is from RefSeq and is a predicted model, not a curated record.